This is a messenger RNA of Striga asiatica, 600 nucleotides long. The record is from the annotation of a GenBank genome assembly. NCBI's taxonomy places the organism in Eukaryota, Viridiplantae, Streptophyta, Magnoliopsida, Lamiales, Orobanchaceae.
AUGAUCAUCGUCGACAUCCAUCUGCUCAUGCUCGUCGCCUGCCGUCGGUUGCCGAGACGAUCCUGCCGGGUCGGAAGUAGGCUGGCCCUGCUGGAGCCUUUUAAAAUAGGUGUCGUAGGCAGUGCGCUUCGUGUACUCUUUAGCCGUUGUCCGGUUCUGAAUAAGGUCGGCUUGCUUGAGUUCAUUGCUUCGGGGGUGAUGUCGAAAUGGUUCGCGAGUGCGGUAACAAAGUGCCCAAGUGCCGAUGAACCUAUGCACAACGGCAGUGGCCAGGUCUUCGAUAAGCCCAUUGGACAUGCCAGCGGAAACCCAAGUCGUAUGCGGGAAAAGCUCGGCCCAACUCUUCUUAGCGUCGAAAUCGAGGGCUUUGCUUCUCGUACCGAAGAAAUUGAAACCACAGACUUUCUUCAUUACGUCUGUUCAGACUUCUUCAUUCUUAGCACCACAAAAGGAUCAGAUUUUCCCAAGAUAUCUUUAGCUGGCAAACAUAAAUUUAAGAAACUGAGUGGGGAUAUAAGUUUGGUCAUCUCACCUGACCACGGUUUUUCUGGUCUUUCUGGAUCUCAAGAUCCUUCACCAGUUUCAACCACACAUCUUUAA